AUGGUCGAGCUCCGCAAACGUCCAGCCCGGGAGGACCCUGUCGCACCACCAGCCAAACGCUCGUCUUCUAAGACCAACGCGAAGCAGCCUUCCAAAGUAAAGCAAGUUGUCACCAAAGCGAAGGAAGCGAUAGCAGGGCCUACUAAGUCUGAGGAAACCACAGCCACCGAUCUCCCCGCCGCCAAUAGCCAGACGGGAGUCGUGCCCGAAACGACCGGCACGGCUGGCGAGGGCGUCGAUGCCGCUCCUGCUACUACUUCGACGAACGCUGCGGCUCCAGCUCCAGCUACUGGUAGAGCAGCAGCAGCGACCGUGAAACAACUCGGCUCAUACAGUGUAGGCACGAAAGUUGACCUCAAUGGGUUUGGUGGAACGGUAACUACGCACGAUGGAAAGAAGGUCACUUUGGGUGAGCUGGCAUCUGGAGCGGAGAAGGGUGUUGUGGUGUUCACUUAUCCUAAAGCGAGCACGCCUGGCUGCACGACACAAGCCUGCCUCUUCAGAGACAACUAUAAACCCAUUGGUGACGCAGGCUACGCCGUCUAUGGCUUGUCAACUGACUCCGAGAAGUCGAAUACGAAUUUUGUGACGAAAAAGGAGUUGCCAUACCCGUUGCUGUGCGAUCCCAAAGCCUCUCUAACACACGCCAUCGGCAUGAAGAAGCCCGGCUCAACCACACGAGGUGUCGUUGUGCUUGAUAAAGAUGGGACUGUACGCGUAUGGCAGCAAGCGGGACCGCAAGCUACGUUGGACGCGGUAUUGGGGUUCUUGAAGUGA
This is a messenger RNA of Cyphellophora attinorum, 777 nucleotides long. Its product is annotated as Peroxiredoxin. The record is from RefSeq and is a predicted model, not a curated record. Gene Ontology annotation, biological process: cell redox homeostasis; cellular response to oxidative stress. NCBI's taxonomy places the organism in Eukaryota, Fungi, Ascomycota, Eurotiomycetes, Chaetothyriales, Cyphellophoraceae. The transcript has 3 exons. Bases 1 to 777 code for a protein of 258 amino acids. Gene Ontology annotation, cellular component: cytoplasm. Gene Ontology annotation, molecular function: thioredoxin peroxidase activity.